AUGCGCCAGCAGGAGGCGGCGGCUUCGGUCCUGGGACCCCGGGAAGCCUCCGGCAGGAGCCUGGGCUUGGCAGCCCCGUGCCCACCGGGCGCGCCCCGUCCCUGGGCGCCGCUGCCCGCAGCCGGCCGCGGGGAAGGCGCAGGAGAGGGGUCGGGGCCGCGGCCUGGGGGGCGGCGCACAGCCGGGCUCGGGGGUUGGGGACGAGGGACUGCCGCCGGCGUCACGGCGGGGCUGGCGCUGGUCCUGGGGGCCGUGCUGGGGUCUGCGCAGCUGGUCGGCGGCACCACCGCGCCAGCCGCGAACCUGAGCUGCUACCAGUGCUUCAAGGCCGGCAGCCCGCGGCUGUGCGCGCCCGGCCCGUGCCGCCCCGCCGACCGCGUCUGCGUCUCCAGCCAGGUGCUCGUCACCCUGCGUGAGGUGAGCAAGCUCUUGGUCAGCAAGCGCUGUGCUCCCAGAUGUCCCAACACCAACGGGAUGUUUGAAUGGUCACUGGCGCCCGGGCUGCAAGGCAUCAUCACCAGGCGCUGCUGUUCCAGGAAUCUCUGCAACAGGGCGCCAUCUGCGCAGGCGGGGCUCUGGGCCCUGCGAGGGGGGCUCCUGCUCCAGGUGGGCGUCGGCCUCCUCUGGACCCUGUUGUGA
Molecule: messenger RNA, 639 nt
Organism: Cynocephalus volans (Philippine flying lemur)
Lineage: Eukaryota; Metazoa; Chordata; Mammalia; Dermoptera; Cynocephalidae
Gene: LY6L
Product: lymphocyte antigen 6 family member L
Exons: 4
Coding region: 1-639 (212 amino acids)
Cellular component (GO): plasma membrane
Source: RefSeq, a predicted model, not a curated record